ACGUAACCAGGCCCCCGGGACCGGAGCUGGGCUGUGAAGCGAUUUUGGCGUAGUGGGCGCACGGGGUAUUGCAACUUCCGCGUUCAUCACGUCUAAAAAACAUUUCUCCCCACACACAAUCACUGGAAAAGGAGCGGCGCGGGCUGUAAAACGAUGAAUACAUUUUUUUCCAGAGCUCUCAAUCGGCUCGGCUGGAGAAGGACUCUAGCGCGCAUGCUCCGUGGGCCCAAAAACGCGGAAGCGUGAGGAAGUACGAACGGUUUUCAUAGGAAUGAAUGGGGCGCCAUCUUUGAACGGGUUAUCCAGUUCUGCAUCCACGUACAGAGCGACAUAACUGCAAGUAAGCAGGAAAUAACGCGGCAGCGAUGUACACAUCUCACACCACGCGUUUUUAGAUGAUGGUUAAACCAAAUCUGAGCGUCUAUUUUGACUUUGUAUAUGAUCGCCAUGACGGGAGUUGUGUUGAUUUUUAAAUACAUGGUUGUCUGACUUGUUAUAGAACUAAAGUACCGAUAGCUUUUCAAUCAUUGUAGGCAAUGGACACACUGGUCGCCUUUCAGUAGCUAGCUAAAUGUACUGCGCAGGUACCCUGUCGCAAAAUGUUUAAGGUCCUCCUGCAGCAGUUUACGUUAGUCCUUGCAAUGUUGAACAAGACGGCAGUUUUCGUGGUACUUUUUAUUUGAAUGUGUCUUUUACAGACUGACACUCUCUGACUGUGUUGGAGGAUGGACCCUGUAGUGCUGAGCUACCAGGACAGCCUGUUGCGGCGCUCUGAUGUGUCCUUACUGGAAGGACCUUACUGGCUCAAUGACCAAGUCAUUGGUUUUGCCUUCGAGUACUUUGCAGCUGAGCGCUUCAGAGUCCUGGGGGAAACCAUCAUCUUCAUUAGCCCGGAGGUCACCCAGUUCAUCAAGUGUGCUUCUUGCCCUGAUGAGUUAGCCUUAUUUCUGGAGCCGCUGGAUCUUGCUUCUCGUCAAUGGGUCUUCCUAGCUGUUAAUGACAACUCCAACCAGACCGCUGGGGGAUCCCACUGGAGCCUUUUAGUCUACCAUCACAACUCCAACCACUUUUCCCACUAUGACUCUCAAAAUGGCAGCAAUUCCCUGCACGCGCGGCGCAUCGCCAGCAAGUUAGAGCCUUUCUUGGGUGCAGGGAGAAAAGCGCUGUUUGUGGAGGAGCCCUGCCCAUCACAGCAGAACAGCUAUGACUGCGGCAUGUAUGUUAUCUGUAUUGCUGAAGCCUUAUGUGAGAAGGUCAGGUUGGAGGGCUCGCCACGCCUUCCUGUGCAAAUCAUCACCCCAGCCUACAUCACCCAGAAGAGGGCUGAAUGGUGCAGACUGAUCCAGAGUCUAGCUCAGAAUGACCUGUGCUGCUCUCUGUCUUUUCCUUAGCACGUUGAUUGCCCCUCACUAUAUGCAGAACAGCUGUCAGCUUCUACAUAUCUACAGCUGGAGCAUCUGAAUGCACUCCUUGAAUACAGUAUAUAACUAUAUAUGAAGUAUAUUUCUAUUACAGUCUCUAUCAUACUCAGUAAUAGAAAAAAGCUUAAAAAGAUAAAACAAUGUUACGAAUCUCUAAUGAUUCAUAAAACACUUGGUGUCAUGUUUAUCUUUUGUAUAUGCACAGCAUCAUACCGUUGGUAAACAAGAACACCAGCAUGCCUAUAAAAGGAAUUUACUCCCUUGUACAUAUUAAGUGAGGAUGGAGAAUAUGUCAUGUGGAAGAGGAGGCACAGACUUUUCUUUUCUCCAUUGUAUUAUUUUGGGGGCGAAUGUAGAAAUGUUUACACAGAUUAUUGCUCAGGGUCAUUUUAAAUGAACAAGAAUUGACAAUAAGAAUGUGCAUCUUAACUUUGGCUCCUACGUUAUUCAUUCUGUCUCUCAGUUUGAACAGACAUUAUGUAUACAACUACAAACUUUUAGUUUUGAAACAUUUUAAAGAAAUGCUGAGGGUAAUACAUGCACUGUGUGCUGUGAGUGUUUAUGAGACAAAGGGCAAUGUUGAGUUUUGUUCUCACAAAAAGCAAUUAUCAAACUCAUUGUCUGCUGAUCUAAUAAAUUUUACUGAUGUCACAUUUUUGUUGACAAAAUGGUAAA
Messenger RNA from Siniperca chuatsi (mandarin fish), 2096 nucleotides. It is a transcript of the gene senp8, whose product is annotated as SUMO peptidase family member, NEDD8 specific. The transcript has 2 exons. Gene Ontology annotation, biological process: proteolysis. Bases 726 to 1391 code for a protein of 221 amino acids. The record is from RefSeq and is a predicted model, not a curated record. Gene Ontology annotation, molecular function: cysteine-type peptidase activity; deNEDDylase activity. NCBI's taxonomy places the organism in Eukaryota, Metazoa, Chordata, Actinopteri, Centrarchiformes, Sinipercidae.